AUCAACCUUGACAAACACUUUUGCUUCCUCAAAGUCAAUUGCCUCUUAUCAAAUAUUUGGUGUGGAUGGGCUGCAAUUGCCUCUUAUCUUCCACAAAGGACAGACAAUGACAUUAAGAACUAUUGGAACACUCACUUGAAGAAGAAACUCAACAAAGCCAAUCAAGAUUCUCAUCAACAACCUGAUCAAUCAAGAGACAAUUCCUCACUCUCUUCUUCUCCAUCGUCUUCCUCUGCUAAUUCCAAGUCAAACAUCGCAAGAGGCCAAUUGGAAAGAAGGCUUCAAACCGAUAUUUACUUGGCGAAGAAGGGUCUCUCUGAGGCUUUGUCUCCUGCAGUAUCAACGAUAAUUACAUUGGCGGCCACUACGACAGCAACAUCUUCUUCUGCUGAAUCAAGACGUUCUAUUUCCUCAGCUAGGGGGGUUCUUCGGGUGCAAGAAACAUCUACCACCUAUGCCUCAAGCACCGAGAAUAUAGCAAAACUGCUCAAAGGGUGGGUGAAGAACUCUCCAAAGACUCAAAACUCUCCGGAUCGAAGGGUAUCUCCAGAUUCUAUGACAAAAGAAGUGAUCAAAAGUGAUGUCGAGAAGGACUAUGCAGGACCAUUUCAAUCAUUUUCAGGGUUCGAUCACUUGAAAGAUUGUGACUCGGCUGGAGUUUCACCUGAUCAUGAGACCAAACCAGACAUAACUGGAUGCAGUAACCAAAGUCAAUGGUCUUUGUUCGAGAAGUGGCUGUUUGAGGAUUUUGGUGGACAGAUUGGUGAUAUAUUACUGGAUGAAAGCCCUAAUUUCUUCUGA
Messenger RNA from Raphanus sativus (radish), 801 nucleotides. Its product is annotated as transcription factor MYB30-like. Lineage: Eukaryota; Viridiplantae; Streptophyta; Magnoliopsida; Brassicales; Brassicaceae. The annotation marks the transcript as partial. The transcript has a single exon. Gene Ontology annotation, biological process: response to auxin. The record is from RefSeq and is a predicted model, not a curated record.